UUCGUGAGGUAUCUAGAAUCUCAAGAAGGCGACAAUAUUGAAAAGAUACGCGACGUCUACUGCAGAGCGUGCACCGUUCAUCAUCCUAAGAAACCCAACUUGCACUUGCAAUGGGCGACAUUUGAAGAAGGACAAGGCAAUUUCGUAAAAGCCGCGGAAAUUUUAGAGAACAUUGAUAGCGUAAUGCCGAACAUGUUGCAGAUAGCUUACAGACGAGUCAAUUUGGAGCGCCGCCGCGGCGAUUUGGAGAAGGCCUGCACCCUCUAUGAGAAUUACAUUACCAACAGCAAAAACCGAACGAUCGCUAAUAACAUUGCUGUAAAAUACGCCCGGUUCCUCUGCAAAGUUAAGAACGACAUCGACAAGGCGGUGAAAGUAUUGCUGAAGGCAACAGAGAAGGAUAAGGACAACCCGAGGUUAUACCUACAAUUGAUAGAUCUAGGCUUGCAACGAAAUCCGGUUGACACGCAAGAAGUAGUAGGAUACAUGGACAUGUUCAUUGACCGAGAACACGCCGAUCUCGAGCAGAGGGUUCUCUUCGCCCAGCGUAAAGUGGAAUUCCUCGAAGACUUUAGUCCCGACAUUCGACAAGUGUUGAAGGCUCACGAGCAAUUCCAGAAGUGCAUCAAACAAGCCAAGGAACGCAAGAAAGCGAAGAACGACGAUGGGAAAGGAGAUUUGUCGCCGUUGAAGAAGGUCAAGAUGGGAGAUCAAACGAACGUCCCGCCUCCGCCAUCGGUCAGUUCCCAAUCUUCAUACCAGUACAGCAGUGGGCCCAGUGGUCCCUAUCAAUCCCAACAACAAUUUCAAAGCGGCCAGUACGGGGGACAAGGAGGAUACCAGCAAGGCUAUCAACAGUACCCACCUCCGUCGGACCCUAAUUACGCGAAUUACCAGAACUGGCAGUACGGCCAAGGUGGACCGCAAGCGUACGGUCCAUACAACCAAUGGGGCUCCUACAAUUACUACUAAUAUGACGCAUUUCACCGUUGGUACAUGGAUUAUCUCGUGUACUGUACAUUCUACGGCUUUUACGUAUGUGCUCUGCACACGUAUAAAAAAGCGUUACGAUAUUUUACGCGCUCCGGUUAUGUCGAAAAGAAAAAAAAAGGAACAAAAACGAACGGCUGCGCUGUUGGAAUGUUGACUACGAGCUUGGCCAGGAGUUCGGGGUGUAAGUUAAACGAUGGCAUAAACGGGGGUUAAUAUUAACUUGCACGGACUUUAAUGGUAGCGGUCCCUCUACUUGGGACUUUUAAAUUCGAUCUGUGAAGUGCUCACUCACACUGUGCCGUUCUUUAACGGCCAAUUGGAAAGAAAGAAAUACCUUUAGGGGAAGUGCGAUUCGAUACGGCGCGAUUUCGCCUUGUCAAAGAAUUCAGAAGUCAACGUAGAAGCCUGGAAGGAUACGGACGUUCGAUGCUCGAUAAAUAGUACGUUAGCCAACAGAUGGCGGCGCUGUGAUCACCUCUCCAUCUCUCUCAAUCUUAUGGCGAUAUAUAGCGAGUUGUAUUCUUUCUUUAUCUUACACCCAAUACUGAUCUUUCUAUACGCGUCUCGCUUCUUUCCGUAUGUGAGAUAUCGCUAUUAACAUUGUUUAUUUGUAUUAUUACUAUAUUAACGCUGGCUAACACAUGCGAUUUCUCUUUUACCCUCAAUUCCGGUUUGUUAGCCAACUUUUGGAGCAUCAAGCGCUAACAUAGGAUCUGGGCUUCUAUGGGACUUCUGAAUUAAUUGGCCUGGUCGUGUCUUUUACUUUUUUUACAUAAUACCGUACAGCGUGUGUCAUUGAUCUGAGAACAAUUGCAAGACAUCCCGCGCACUAAUCUAGUAAUGCCCGAAACUAUUGAUUUAACGAUGAUGUCAUUGUCAAACGUUUUUCCCUGUAAUUUGUAGAUUUAUGACCUUACCAACGGUCGCACGAUUCAACGCAGCGUAUUUUCUUUCUUCUUUUUCUUAUUUUUUUGCUUUACCGCGCGAAAUGCGACGCGGUUUUUCCAUUGUUAUUGAAAUCCGUGAACAUCCCGUUGUUCGGGUAGAACGUAAAAAUUAUUUCCUUCUUAAUGAUCCCGCGACGUGAUUUAUGGCCGAUACAUUUAUUGUAUAUUUCCGUGGUCCUUUGUAAUAAGAUUUCAAUACGACGCGUUAAUAUUUUUGUGUUACGAGGAAUAUUGCGCUGCGUUGUAUUGGCGGUCCAACGGUAUGCCAAAUGCGCAAUUGAUUUUUCAAAUAAAUCCUAACUGAACGUGAGAUCAAUUUAUUAACGAUUGAGAGUUACGACGAUUCUGAUUUUAUGUAGACUUUGUAGGCUGUCGAAUGCUUGCAAGAGUGACACGUGUAUACAUAAAAGAAAUUGGAAGAUUGGUGUGGUUUCUUUCAGUAGCUAUAACAGCUGACACUUGUUACACCCUGCGUUUCGAUUUUGUAUAUAACGACUUUUGUUUUACAGAAAUUUAGUUUACGAGAAACGCCGUGUUUUCUCCUCUGUCGAGGGGCAAUUCUCUGGUACCGAUUUAUAGCACGGAAUUCGGAGGGGGGGGACAAAAGAAAAAAAGAAAAAGUGACGGUCUUCGGAAGGAUGUAUACGUGUAUUAAGUAAUUAUUUUUAUUAAUUAAAAAAAUAUCACAAUAUUAGAUACCGAACAAAGCUGUCGAGUCAACAAAGUUCACAUAAACUGUUCUGCAGUAAAAUCGUUGUACCAAAUGCAUAGUAAUAAAUUAUAUUCUUAGGCGUUGUCUUCAAUAAAAGUUUGCGAUCUGCGAGA
Orussus abietinus is the source of this 2765-nucleotide messenger RNA. Its product is annotated as pre-mRNA-processing factor 39-like. Gene Ontology annotation, cellular component: commitment complex; U1 snRNP; U2-type prespliceosome. The record is from RefSeq and is a predicted model, not a curated record. Gene Ontology annotation, biological process: mRNA 5'-splice site recognition; RNA processing. The transcript has 3 exons. The annotation marks the transcript as partial. Gene Ontology annotation, molecular function: protein binding. NCBI's taxonomy places the organism in Eukaryota, Metazoa, Arthropoda, Insecta, Hymenoptera, Orussidae.